AAGGGUAAGAUCUCUCCCGAUAAUUAAAAACCGGUUAAAAUUCACCCGAAGUUCCACCCACAAAUUCCAAAAUCAAAAGGCUGAUGCUGGGCAGAGCACAGUAUUGAGUGCAUUGAAACCCUAGAAAGGAGAGAGGAACAAAAUGGGGCAUAGUACCCACCAUCAGCACCACCACCACCAAGCAGCAGAUGGUUUAGUGAAUCUAUUGACAAAGGCAAACCACGAUCUCACUCUGGUUCAGCUGAAGCUCGACAAGGAGUUUCAACAAGUCUAUCCUGAUAGUGCAAAUCCUAUGAAGCUAUGUAAUCGGAUAAAGAAGAUACAGGAGGAUCUUACUACGUUGAAAGAGCAGUGCCGCGAGCUUCUAGCUGCCAAACAGUUCCAUUUGCAGGACUUGAUUGAUAAAGCACGGACAACUCUUGUUGGAAACAGAAGUUUAUUACAGAGAAUGCAAGCAUCCACGGGCAUUUCCGUCGCUACCGUCGAUGAGGACCCUGCAUUUGCUAAUUUCAAUCAGAUUGUUGAUGAGUGGACAAUUCAAGUCAGAUCAAGAGUAGGGGAUGAGAAGAAUUCAGAAUCUGAGGACAUUAACAAAUUACUCUUCUCAGCUAUAGUUGAAAGCAAUUGAAUUGCCUUUGUUGAAAAGUAUUAUUGGUUGCACGACAUGUUCUAUGGACCUCCCAAAUAAUGUUGGAUGAGGAAUCAGUAGUUAAGUUUUGCUGCAGGGUUGCCAUCAUAUUUUCUUUCACUGGCAUUGUGAUUCUCUGUUUUGUUUGUACAGACUUGCAAAAACAUGUUGUUUGUAUCAGAAUAGCCUUUUCUA
Manihot esculenta (cassava) is the source of this 823-nucleotide messenger RNA. RefSeq lists its product as uncharacterized. Gene Ontology annotation, biological process: chromosome segregation; cell division; mitotic cell cycle. Lineage: Eukaryota; Viridiplantae; Streptophyta; Magnoliopsida; Malpighiales; Euphorbiaceae. The transcript is spliced from 5 exons. Gene Ontology annotation, cellular component: outer kinetochore; spindle microtubule. Gene Ontology annotation, molecular function: microtubule binding. The coding region runs from base 143 to 628 and encodes 161 amino acids. The record is from RefSeq and is a predicted model, not a curated record.